UCAGCUGUUCGGGGAUGCGGAACGAAUUUGCUCCCCGAAGGAUGUUCUGGAUUCCAGCUUCGGUCAGGACUAUGUCGAGUUGAAAGAUGCCGAAAACACGCUGGUUGGAGGCCUGGAGGAUGUGGAAAUAACCUAUGAGGUCGUGGAUAUUCGGGAACAGGAAGGAUACCUGUAGGACUGCUAAACAAACGAGCAAAAGGGUGGCUCAACAAUUCGAACAGAAGAAAGCUAAAUUCGAUCUGAUAGUCUUUAUUCUGAACAAAAUGUUUUCAUUCGUUUUUCUGAAAGUAAUACUGGCAGCCCUGCGCUACCACCAGAACUACACCGGAAAGAUCGAUUUCGAGAACUUUUAUAUAACGGAGUACUUUCGACAUGUGGAUCAACGGAGGAAGAAAGAGGGGAAGUUGGGCCUUUUGCCGUUGAGGAAGAUAGAAGCUUCAAACAUGGUGAAUCUGAAAUCAAAAGCUUGUAAGCAGAUGGAAAUUCGAAAAAUCUUGGUCUACCUCAUAUUAUUGCUUCUGCAGACAAUUUCCGCUACUAUUUUCAUUCUAAUGGAUCAUUUGUUCUACGAAACGCUGCAUAUUGUUGCCGAACGAUCCCGAGUAGAUUUUACCCAAGAAGGUUUUCACGAUGUGAAUGUCACCGUAAGUGGAGAUGGACUAAUUGCCCGUAUGGUUCGUCGAUCGGUCGAGGGAAUGAACAUGGAGGUGAAACUAAAUCUGAUCACCAAUAACGAAGAGUGUUUGCCUCGACCCUCGAAACUUGAGGUAUGGAGUUUUGUACAAAUCUAUUCGCUACUUCUGGGGAUCGCAAUCCUCAUUCUGAACGAGGCAUAUGUCAACCGAUUGAGGCGUCUGAUUUGCGCUUGGUUCUAUCCGAAGCGUGAGAGGCAGCGUGUCCUCUUCCUUUACAACCGGAUGUUGAAACGUAGGAAAACUUUGCGACAAAUGUUGAUUCAACGAAUGCAGGAACAAAUUAGAAGACAUCGAUACGGAUCAACGUUGGAUUUCCUAGAUCGUGUUAUAUUUUUCUACCCAAGCUGCUGUGGCUGGUUGAAAUUUGUGAGGAAAAAAGCUUGCAGCAUUUGCGACUCGAGAGGUGCCAAUCAUUACAACGACUGCUCGAGUUAUGAUUGCUUUCUUACUUACUGCGACGACUGCUGGAUCGAUCUCGGACAGACUUGUCUAGCCUGUCAAGAGCUAGGCCAGAGGGAGCAUGAUUGUGGCCUCUUUGAUUAGAAGAAAGCCAAUAGACACCCGGACAGUAAUGGCGUUUUCAAGUAUCAUUUCCUCAGCAUGCUCUUCCGAUCAG
Molecule: messenger RNA, 1311 nt
Organism: Uranotaenia lowii
Lineage: Eukaryota; Metazoa; Arthropoda; Insecta; Diptera; Culicidae
Gene: snky
Product: protein sneaky
Exons: 2
Coding region: 135-1238 (367 amino acids)
Cellular component (GO): membrane
Source: RefSeq, a predicted model, not a curated record